Mya arenaria is the source of this 1101-nucleotide messenger RNA. RefSeq names its product hornerin-like. Lineage: Eukaryota; Metazoa; Mollusca; Bivalvia; Myida; Myidae. The coding region runs from base 1 to 1101 and encodes 366 amino acids. The transcript has a single exon. The record is from RefSeq and is a predicted model, not a curated record.
AUGUUAUGGACCAAAAGACUCAAACUGGUACCUACCAUAAUACAGCUUUACAUAGAGGAACAGGGCAGUGGACUGGUUCCCUACCGUGACACUGGCGAACAGGGCAGUGGACUGGCUCCCUACCGUGACACUGGCGAACAGGGCAGUGGACUGGCUCCCUACCGUGACACUGGCGAACAGGGCAGUGGACUGGCUCCCUACCGUGACACUGGCGAACAGGGCAGUGGACUGGCUCCCUACCGUGACACUGGCGAACAGGGCAGUGGACUGGCUCCCUACCGUGACACUGGCGAACAGGGCAGUGGACUGGCUCCCUACCGUGACACUGGCGAACAGGGCAGUGGACUGGCUCCCUACCGUGACACUGGCGAACAGGGCAGUGGACUGGCUCCCUACCGUGACACUGGCGAACAGGGCAGUGGACUGGCUCCCUACCGUGACACUGGCGAACAGGGCAGUGGACUGGAUCCCUACCGUGACACUGGCGAACAGGGCAGUGGACUGGAUCCCUACCGUGACAUAGAGGAACAGGGCAGUGGACUGGAUCCCUACCGUGACAUAGAGGAACAGGGCAGUGGACUGGUUCCCUACCGUGACACUGGCGAACAGGGCAGUGGACUGGUUCCCUACCGUGACACUGGCGAACAGGGCAGUGGACUGGUUCCCUACCGUGACACUGGCGAACAGGGCAGUGGACUGGUUCCCUACCGUGACACUGGCGAACAGGGCAGUGGACUGGAUCCCUACCGUGACACUGGCGAACAGGGCAGUGGACUGGAUCCCUACCGUGACACUGGCGAACAGGGCAGUGGACUGGAUCCCUACCGUGACACUGGCGAACAGGGCAGUGGACUGGCUCCCUACCGUGACACUGGCGAACAGGGCAGUGGACUGGCUCCCUACCGUGACACUGGCGAACAGGGCAGUGGACUGGCUCCCUACCGUGACACUGGCCAACAGGGCAGUGGACUGGCUCCCUACCGUGACACUGGCGAACAGGGCAGUGGACUGGAUCCCUACCGUGACACUGGCGAACAGGGCAGUGGACUGGAUCCCUACCGUGACACUGGCGAACGGAGCAGUGGUUCUUUUAUUAAUUAA